Styela clava is the source of this 4800-nucleotide messenger RNA. RefSeq lists its product as uncharacterized. Gene Ontology annotation, cellular component: external side of plasma membrane. NCBI's taxonomy places the organism in Eukaryota, Metazoa, Chordata, Ascidiacea, Stolidobranchia, Styelidae. The record is from RefSeq and is a predicted model, not a curated record. Gene Ontology annotation, molecular function: protein binding; cytokine receptor activity. Gene Ontology annotation, biological process: cytokine-mediated signaling pathway.
ACGAGAAUCGACAUUAUCAGGGUACAGUUUUACGAGAUACCAAUUUGGAAUGUUUUGACAGUGCGAUUCUAAUCGCCAAGUGUUGUAUAAAUAACUACAAAAUGGCUUCACAUUAUUUCUAAUCAAGCGAAAUAGACAGAACAUGGAUAAGUAUGUUCAGAUAUUGUUACUGCUGUAUUGUGGGCUGAUGGCUUCAGCAAGUCAAGGCGAGGUCGUACUUACUAAUUCGACAAUCGAAGUACGGGUUGAUAGUAGCCUUAUACUGGUCUGCAAUGGCAGCACUUCUGAUAGAUUUGACGAAUCUUCAACAUGGAUUUGGAGAAUACGACAGUACAAUGAAUCAUAUAUUUUACCGAAGGCCAAAGAUCGGAAUUUUAUCUUCAAAAAUGUACAAUUCAAUGAUACGGGAAGAUACGAAUGCUCGAACACUGGACAAAGUUAUGCUAGUUGGAUUAAUGUGUUGGUCGGAGAACCCCCUGAUAGACCUCAAGAUCUAUACUGCAUAACCCACUAUUCGUUUUCUUACACGAAAUGUUGUUGGGAUAUUGGACGAUCCACCCGGAUCACAACGAAUUAUACGUUGAAAUAUGUAGCUGAGCAAGGUGUACUGGAUAUUCAUACCCGGAAAUGGAAUACGACGAAGACAAAUGGUAGCUGUUCAUCAAUACAAUCAGGGCAAAUGGCGAAGAAAAUCAGUUCAAAAUGUUGCGAUCUUCCAAUCGAAGGAAAUCCAAAUAAUCGUGAUGAAAUUGUACAAUUUAGCAUUCAAUUGAUAUCAGAAAAUUCUCUUGGAACUGCAAAAUAUAAAAAUUCAGAACUAGAGAAUCCUUUAUCAUGGGUGAAGCCAUCAACACCGACCAAUAUUACAUUGCAAAUAAGGAAGAGAGCCAAUAUCUAUUUAAUAAAUGCCAACUGGAAUCCUCCUAACAUGACUUCAACUGAGUUUGAAUAUAGUUUACGAUACAAAAUUUCUCGAGAUGAAACGACGGCUUGGCAUAUCAUCGAAAGAAUACCCAAACAGAAAUACACCUUCCAAAUACGUCGGUCACAUUCAUUGGUUCAAGUUCAAGUUUCUGCUAAACCUGUUGGAUUGAUUGUCGGACCUUCCAGUGAAUGGAGUAAUUCCGCGUUCAUCAGCACUGGCGAUAUUCCACCGAUGUCAACACUACGAUUCAAUGAGAUUACGACUGAUAUUUCGUCCGAUACUGGAACCACAAUAGCAGUUGAAUGGGCUAAAUAUGCACGACAGGAUGAACCUGGAUUUUAUUAUAGAAUAAUUUACACGUAUUGUAACCAAAGUGUGUUUGCUUCGUAUAACUUCACUGCUUCUCAAACAACGCAUAUUCAGUCGGUUAACAUAAGUGACUGCAUAUCUAUAUCUGGAACUAAUUGCAACAACGUAGGAUGUUCAGAAACGACAAACGCACAAGUAUUUCCAUCAGAAGUUCCAGAAUACAAUUUUAGUGUGGAGUUGAAUGUUUUGGAAGACGAUUUUAUCCUAAAUUGGAACUACAUGAAAAAUUCUUACGAAAACUGCCGUAUCAACAUAUUUGAAACCAGCAGAUUACAAGUAAACGAAACAUCAUUUGCCGUACGAAAAAUUAUAGCAUCAGAAAAUGUGUUAUGUUCCAAAGAAAACAUUCAAAUAUCGAAAUCUUCAUCUAUGUGUAAGGAAUAUGUCGGCGUCGUGAGCGCGAUAAAAAGACACAAUGAUGUAACGUACGCACGGACUGUUACAUCCUCUCCGGAAACUACAAGGAUAGGCAAUUUAUCAAACAUCAAAAACUUGGAAGUCAAUUUUACUUCUUAUCCCGCUCAACUACAAGCUAGUUGGUCGCUGCGUGAAACUCUAAAUUGCACAUCGUAUUUACAACCAAGAAUUAGUUACACAGCAGUUGAUGGUGCUGAAUGUCAGGGGUUUGGACGAGGUUGCAAACGCGAAUACUUUUCUGAGGCCCUCGGUUGCAACGCCAUCACUACAAACAUCACAGACAAUAUUUAUGGCGACACCGUCUAUGAAGCUAAAAUGGGGAUGUGCUGUCCCUCUGACACUUCCCAUCACACACAGAAGCAAAUAUGUCAUUUCCACAAAAACGAGGAAGCUGUAGUAUUCAGAACCCAUAUAUCAGCUCCAGGUUCACCCAUAAACUUUCAAUGGGACAAAAAGGAAAAAUAUGAUGUUUUAUCCUGGUCGAUGCCAUUACAUCCCAAUGGGCCGAUCUCCGGAUAUCAUAUAUCCGUAUAUUCCGUCAACGAUUCUGUAAUAAUUCGCAACAUCAGCACUGAUAACAGUAACGUUACACAUUCUGAUAUUUGUGAGGACGAUAUUGACACUAAAAAUGUUAUCAUAACUGCCUUUACUAUGAAUGAAGCUGAUGACGUUGUUCUAUAUGGUGAAUCGAUGACGUUGAUGCCCGUUGAAUGUGACAUAGGUCAGCUAAUACAUAGAGAUUCCGUCCCUGUUAUCAUUGGAUCUACAGUUGGAAUUCUUCUUGUUAUAAUCAGUGCUCUGGUAGUUUAUUAUCACAAAAAACACAUAAAAAAUAUUAUUACCAGAACUAUAUGGCCAUCUGUUCCUCGACCCAACGUUAUAGUAACGUUUCAAAGAAUAAAUACAUCGAACGAACAUGUAAUAAAUUUUACUUUUGAUGAAGCGCAAAGUAAUCAGGACAUAAGGGAAGAAAACUUUGAUGAAAUUAGAGCUCCUCUGUUACCUGAAAGAGAAAUAAAUCACCAGACUCGACAACCGUCUACGCCAGAUCAAAACAAUUCUCCUGCAAGGGAAGAAAAUCCAGCAGGGAUAGCAGAUUCAUCUCACAUACACACGGAAGGUCGAGCGCGGCAAGAAACCGCAAAACAAUGCCAAUAUAAUAGGAAUCCUGAUCAAUGCGAAGUUCCAAAUUUAUCAGCAACAUUCCAACAAAGUCUGGAAAAUCGAGAACAGACGAUUUUGUCUCCUAAAGCAAGUGCCGGGUAUCCACAUUCUUACAUUAAGACAACUGAAGACUUUCAGAACCAAACGGAAUUACAGUUUUACAAUAGUUCAUUAUGUGGUGGUAUGAGUCGAUCCAUUAGACAUGGUUCUACACCUUCAAUCCCGUCGUAUUUAUCAUGCUCAACUAACUACCCGUUCAGCAUAUCUACAGCUAGAAAUAAUUCGGAUGUUGGAUCAGUGUACGCAAGAUUACCGGACAUGUAUCAGUGGACUCUUCCGGACUACACAGCUUUCAGUGUACGUAGUACCUAUAGUGACUAUUCAUGGACAAAGCUUCCACAGACUAGCACACCUUUUGAUUUAAGAACUGGAUGUCGAAUUUUCUUUGACGAUGUUUCCCCCGAAAAGAAAGAAAGCAACAUCCAAGAAGUUUUCCAAGCUGCUAGCUAUUCGGGGUUCAGCCAGAAAUAAUAUUAUUAUUUUACCGUAACGCCAACAAAUAUACUGUUUUUCAUCAAAUAUUAACAUGUGUUUCAAAUAAUGAUUAUGUCCUUAUUUAUAAUUCGUUCAAAAACAAUAUUGUGCGCUUGACGCUUGUCCACGUCUUGAACGCUAUCCAUGCCAAGCAGAACUUUUCUACAAAAUCUUCCUGCGAGAGGCGUUUGGUGCAUAUAUAUAGGUAAUUUAAAGAGAUAUUUUGCAUUGAGCGGAGCAGGUAGAAUCUGCAGAUGAUAGCGCCAUUAUUUAAAAGAACAAAAUCCAAUCAUACCACAGUGAAUGCAUAUAAUUGACAAUUGAAGAAACGCAGCAUAUUUAGUAAAUAAAGAAAAAUCAAGAUCUAUCAUAGGUAUUAAACAUUAAUUAGUUGAGUGUCAGGGGUCAUAAAAUUAUUAUUACAGAGGAUUAUGAAAUACUUGAUUCAUUGUUACACAAUACAAAAAAGGAUAUACUCGACAAUCUAAACUAAAUAACUAAUAAUCGACAUUUCAAGUGAGAUGAUGAUAACCAUAGAUGUUGUCCAACUAGAAUCAAACUGAUGUGUAUUUUCCAAUUCAAGAUUAUUACAAAGGUUGAAGGUUAAAAGAAGGAGCGUAUUCCGCUCAUUCCAAAUGCUUCGAGAUUUUCAGUAAAAAUUAUCUUCUACUCACUUCUUUUGAUCAGAUUAUGAUUUUAAAUUGAUUUCCAUCAACAAAAAUGUUAUUCAACAUAAACUAAACAGUGAAAAGAUUGAAGACAACAAUCUUUAAUUUCAUUAGGUUCAAACAGUGGUUCAGCUAAGUCAAAAACAGUGUCAACAUAUAAACAUUAAAAAAUAUCUCUCAUAUAAAAAUAUAUAUCAGGGACUGGUUACAUGAAUAUGAAUGAAAAGAUUAUAGUGAUUAACAUCACAAUCAACUGUUGCAAGGCUAAUUAUGGAAAAAAAAUUCACACAAACAGACAUGAAUAUAUGAGUAGUUGAAAGUCAAAUCACUAUUGUGAUUUUGAAUCCGGUUCUAAUGAGCUGGAGCCAAGUUUACGAUAAUAGAUGAGAGCUACCAGAAAUUUCAGUGGCUUCCAUCUCUUAACCGCUUAACAUUUUUAUCGCAUGUAUUAUUUUUUAAUACUUAUCUAUCGCCUUUCAAUUUAUAAUUUUUUUAAUAUUUAAUUUCUAAUAUUAGUUUAUAAAUUUCAAGUUGAAUUUGUAUAAUAAAUUUUAAUUUAAAAAAAAUUAUAUCAUGGUUUUGAGUUCUGCUACCACGAAACUGCAUUUGGACUGAUGUUUCGUGGUGGUGGCCAUACCAAGUCACAGUUUGAAGAAGCCAUUGUGAACCGACUCCCCAAUCCUGCAGAUUAAAAUACUUUUUACAGCAAAUUAUCCCCACUGA